AUGGUUGGCUCGAUCGAUUAUGAUAUCACGAAAGAGCACUCUACACCCGGAUAUAUUUGCCCUCAGAUACUAGGCAAGGAAGAGCAAAGAAAGAAUGGUGCAUAUCAAUCAUUCUUCGCCUCUCCUAAUGCUAGCCUGGUCGCCAUAACUGAAAUUGGAAAUUUCACUUUAAAGGAUUGGAUGUCGAUAUUGGAUAUUCAACUCCGAAGAUCGAGAGUAAGUGAGCGCGAAACAGAGAAUGGAAGAAAGAAGGGAGAAGAUGGAGGGAAAGAGAGAGAGAGAGAGAGUUGA
Molecule: messenger RNA, 291 nt
Organism: Botrytis porri
Lineage: Eukaryota; Fungi; Ascomycota; Leotiomycetes; Helotiales; Sclerotiniaceae
Exons: 1
Coding region: 1-291 (96 amino acids)
Source: RefSeq, a predicted model, not a curated record